This is a messenger RNA of Artibeus jamaicensis (Jamaican fruit-eating bat), 2760 nucleotides long. RefSeq names its product 26S proteasome non-ATPase regulatory subunit 10-like. Gene Ontology annotation, molecular function: protein binding. The record is from RefSeq and is a predicted model, not a curated record. The coding region runs from base 1190 to 1693 and encodes 167 amino acids. The transcript has a single exon. Lineage: Eukaryota; Metazoa; Chordata; Mammalia; Chiroptera; Phyllostomidae.
AGAUGAGACAGAGGCACGGCCAGGCCACGUGGGCCUGGAGGACGUUGGAAGGGCACAACUGUGCUCUCAGUGAGGCAGGGGUCAGGGGACAGAGUGGAGCAGGAGGGGGACAUGUCCUGAUGUCCCCUUCAAUGGGUCCCAGUGGCUGCUGUGCUGAGAGCAGACUUGGGAGGUGAGGGAGGCAGUGUGGACGCAGGAGGGGUCUGUGCCGGGCUCCAGGAUGGAGAUGCUUCCCGGGGUGAGUGUUGGGAAUAGUGGGUGUGGGGGGACCCUGGAAACCUUCUGAGGGGGCCCUGACGGCCUUCCUAAUGUUUAAUGUGGGGUACGAGGGAGAGGAGUCCAGGUCACCAAACAUCUCAGAGGACACAAGCAGAGAGAAGAAGUUGUGUCAGCAGAGAUGGGGAGACUCUGGAAGCAGCAGAUUUGAGGGGACGUCACAGCCGUUCAUUGCCAGAGAAUGUGGAGCUGAGACGUGUGUGAGAUCCCAGGGAGUCGUCUGAUUGGUGGUUGGACCGCUGAGUCUGGAGAUGGGGAGAUGUGUGGGCUGCACAGAUAGACUUGGGAGGCCACACACACAAAUGCUACUGAAAGCCGUGAGCAUGGGCCAGGUCACCAAGGGGGUGACAGCUACAGAAGACGAAGGAGAAGGACUGAACCAGGGUCCCAGUGCUGAGUGAUCUGAGUGGACCGCACACCAGAGCCGCCUGCACAGUCGUCUCUGUGUCUAGAAGGCUGUUGAGCACCGAGUCCCAGACUUUCUUGUGCCCACAAAUUACCUGCACACUUUGUUAAGACUCAGGAAGUCUGGAGCAGAGAGUGGGAUUCUGGAUUUAUAACAAUGCUGGUGCGGCUGCUGCUGGUCCUCAGGUCGCACAUUUAGCAGCAGGAACCCAGACCAGGAUCCCACAGGGCUGUGUGUCAGCCUGUCCUGCAGGGCUUGUCACAGGAGUGACCCUGGCCUGGGGCCUAAUCCCCUGAGACUCGGGUCUGGGAGGGACCUGGGGUUUGUAGAGACCUGGGGUUUGUAAGCAGCCCCACGAGCCAUCCUGGGGAUCAGCCAGGGUGGGACCACUGAGGUCAGUGUCGGAGGUCAGGGUGGGGAGGGGUCUUCAAUGCACAUUUAGUGGGGUUUUUUUCCUCAUAAAGAAAAGGGAGGACGCUUGUGGCAUCGAGAUUCUGGGAAAGCGAAAUGGAAGGGUUUGUGUCUAACCUAAUGGUCUGCAAUCUGGCCUACAGCGGGAAGCUGGACGAGUUGAAAAAGGAGAUCCUGGCUGAUAAAUCCCUGGCUACUAGAACCAACCAGGACAGCAGAACUGCAUUGCAUUGGGCAUGCUCAGCUGGACAUACAGAGAUUGUUGAAUUCUUGCUGCAACUUGGAGUGCCAGUGAAUGAUAAAGAUGAUGCUGGUUGGUCUCCUCUUCACAUUGCUGCUUCUGCUGGCCGGAAUGAGAUUGUAAAAGCCCUUCUGGGAAGAGGUGCUCAAGUAAAUGCUGUUAAUCAGAAUGGCUGUACCCCCCUACAUUAUACAGCUUCCAAAAACAGGCAUGAGAUUGCUGUCAUGUUACUGGAAGGCAGAGCUAAUCCAGAUGCUAAGGACCAUUAUGAGGCUACAGCAAUGCACCGGGCUGCACCCAAGGGUAACUUAAAGAUGAUUCAUAUCCUUCUGUACUACAAAGCAUCCAAAAACAUCUAAGACACUGAGGGUAACACUCCUCUACACUUAGCCUGUGAUGAAGAGAGAGUGGAAGAAGCAAAACUGCUGGUGUCCCAGGGAGCAAGUAUUUACAUUGAGAAUAAAGAAGAAAAGACACCCCUGCAAGUGGCCAAAGGUGGUCUGGGUUUAGCACUCAAGGGAAUGGUGGAAGGUUAAGGAGCUUGGAUUUAUUUUUACUUCAUAUGUUUUGUGGUUGUCUUCAGUGUCCUGGAAACAAAUGUACUUGUGCAUAAGACAUCAUCUACUAAUAUGAAGGUUUUUUCACCUUCAAAGUAUUAUAAACACUUUGGCUAUUGUUUCUGCUGAGAUGUUUCUUCCAAGCUUACAAUUUGCUUUCCAAGCAUUGAAUAAUGUUGAGAUUGUUCUACUACUGUUGAAUAUAGAAUGUUGGUUAAUUUUGAAUAUGUAAUUCUGUGGUUAUUGUGAGACUUCAUUACUCUCCCAUGUACCCUGUGUCCUUCUUUGAGGCAGAACAACCCCAUAGCCUCUGGCCAGUUGUUCUGCCAAAUGUUUUUAAGUGGAUUCUAGAAUGUUUCUUCUGUACAAUUGAAACACAUCCUAACUCAUUUUUCAAACUCACUCAGGCCUACACCAAAUAUUUCUGUGUUUUCAACACUAUGUUUAAUUUAUUUUUGUUAUAGGAGGAAUACUUAUAUAUUUUAGAGGACUAUAUUUUCAGUUGGAAGGCCUGUUCUCCCAAGGUUGUCAUUCAAAGCCACUAAAAUAGUGACAAAUUAUAGCUUAUGUGCCCAUGUAACUUUUUAAUGUGCUAUUUCCCUCCAUAAAAAAGUGUUGUUUUUAAAAAGGAAGUUUUGAAGUACCUAUAUUGUCAUCCUGUAUUAAAAAGAAUAUAAAUCUUGUUAACAUGCUAUUUACAAAAAUGUACUUAGAUUUGUAUUUCAGAAACUAAAAAAAUAAAAUGUUGAGAGAAAAAAAAAGGGAGGACAUAUAUUGUCAUUAAUGAGACAUGAUGUUGGGUGUCACAGUUGUUCUCUCUACCACGGGGUAGAGUCAGGUGGAAGGUUUAGGAGGCAGCCCCAGGUCAG